AUGAAAUAUCUCUGUGCGUGCCUUUCCGUGGCUGCUUCAUGCCUCGGACCUCUUAUGUUCGGUCUCACUCUGGGGUUCACUGGUCAGACCAUUGAUACCAUGCAAAAUAGUGUUACUACGUCUGAUGGUACUCCUAUUCAAGUGGGCCCCGAUGAUCACCUAUAUGUCUUCGACAACUCUCAACUGGGUUCUUUGUUCGGUUCACUAGUUAAUCUUGGUGCUAUGGGAGGUGCUAUUCUUCUGGGUGGACCGUUCAUCGAGAAGUUCGGCAGGAAGUGGGUUCUUUUGGGAUGCUCUCCCUGUUUCUUGCUGUGUUACGUAUGGCAGGCAUUGGCACAUACUGCGUGGCAACUGUUAUUUGAGCGUGUGCUCAUUGGUUUCGUUGUUGGUGUGGAGUCUGUUGUAACUCCCACGUAUAUUGGCGAGGUAUCCCCGACUAAGAUUCGUGGUGCCUUGGGUGCCUGUAACCAGUUGUCUAUUACUAUCGGUAUUCUUAUUGCCUACGCCCUUGGUCUGGGAUUCAGGACGGACUCUGGUUCGACUGAUCCUAAUGCUGAUUCGAGCACUUUCUGUCAAUGGCGUGAUGUGUGUUGGAUCUAUCUGAUUCCCAGUGCUCUCCUUGGUAUAUGUAUGUUUUUCGUCCCGGAAUCCCCUCGUUGGUUGGCUGAGCAUAAUCGUGCUGAUGCUGCCACUAGGGUUCUGCUGAGACUACGUGGUUCUAAAACGGUCGAGGAAGAUCCCGAGAUCAUGGAGGAGGUGAAGGCUUAUGAAGCUGAAGCUGAACAAAAUAGUAAGAACGCGAAGAGUAACUGGAAGGAGACCGCCGAAUGGUCCUGGCAUGCUCUGGGAAAGUGUAAAAUGCAACUUUUCAUUGGUGUGGUUCUGCAAAUUCUACAGCAGUUGUCGGGUAUCAACGCUGUCAUCUUUUAUCAGACAACUAUUUUCCAGGCAGCUGGUUUGAAUGGUAAGGAGUCCAUGGCUCUUGCCGUCAUGGCAGUGCAAGUCAUUGUCACGUUCAUUGCUUGUAUUGUAAUGGAUAUGGCCGGUAGAAGAUUCCUGCUCGUAUUGGGCGCAGUUGGUAUGUGUAUAGCUGCUAUUUUAUUGGGUGUUUUCUUCUUCGAGCAAGAUAUCGAUGAUAAUGAUAUUGCGUGGUUGGCCAUCUUCUCCGCCUUCUUGUAUAUUGCUUCCUUCUCCAUUGGUGUUGGUGCCAUCCCAUGGUUGAUCAUGGCUGAGAUCUUCCCUAAUGAAGUGAGAGGUCUUUCUGCGUCUAUUGCUACCGCUGUCAACUGGUUCUUCUCUUGGAUCGUCACUAUGUUCUUGGAUGACUACAGGCAAGCAAUCACUUAUCAAGGCGUCUUCUGGAGUUUUGCCUUCAUGUGCAUGGUCUUGGCUGUCUUCGUAUUGGUAUUCGUGCCCGAGACUAAGGGAAGGUCCUUUGAAGUGAUCCAGGAGCACUUCAACAGCGGCAAGGUUGUGAAUUGCGAUUGCUUCGGUAAGAAGAAGACCGCAUCCCACACGAACCCAGUAGUUGCUGCGGAUGACAAAGUGAUUCCGACAAACAACUAG
Messenger RNA from Perkinsus marinus ATCC 50983, 1566 nucleotides. RefSeq names its product facilitative glucose transporter, putative. The coding region runs from base 1 to 1566 and encodes 521 amino acids. The transcript has a single exon. NCBI's taxonomy places the organism in Eukaryota, Perkinsozoa, Perkinsida, Perkinsidae. Gene Ontology annotation, cellular component: membrane. Gene Ontology annotation, biological process: transmembrane transport. The record is from RefSeq and is a predicted model, not a curated record. Gene Ontology annotation, molecular function: myo-inositol:proton symporter activity.